UGCUUGGUGCUGCUAUUAUAAAUAGGAGAUAUUAAGAAAUUGGGAAGAGAAUCUUUCUGUGUGUUUUCCAGUGGUUAAGUUGGUGCGAUGAAGGAAGUGGUGUAGGACGAAAAAUCUCAAUCUCACGUGCAUAGGUCUGUAGCUUUUUGUUUGUGUGGACUAUCAAUCCACUUUUAAGAUUUCAACCCAAAAGGGAAAUUCUUCUUCUUAAGCUCAUCAUCAUAAAAAGGUUACUUUGUUUCCACCAUUACCACUACCCCUGCUUUAGCCUUUGCUAAAACCAUCAUCUAAUCAUUCUCUCUCUCUUUACAACCACACUUUCCCACUUUAACAACAACAAUGGCCCUAGAGGCCGUGGUUUUCCCGCAAGAUCCAUUCACUUACCCUUGCAACAAAGACUACUUCUACUCGCUGUUGCACAACAAUCUUCAAGAAGCAGAAAACAAAGCCUUUCUAGGCAUCAUCACCAACAACAUAGACCACACUCUGCAUGCAAAUUGGGAUUCUUCUUCUCCUUCCGCUUUGCAAAAUAUCAAAGACCAAUGGGACUCACACUCCUCCCCUGAACCCUGCACCGUCGAUCAAUCUCUCCCCGCCGCCUUUCCUCCUCCUCCUCCUCCCUCCGAACCCACCCCCGGCCGCCGCAAACGCCGCCGCACCAAGAGCACCAAGAACAAGGAGGAGAUCGAGAAUCAAAGAAUGACCCACAUUGCAGUUGAACGCAAUCGAAGAAAACAGAUGAACGAGUACCUCGCCGUUCUAAGAUCCCUGAUGCCACCCUCUUAUGUCCAAAGGGGUGAUCAAGCAUCUAUUAUUGGUGGCGCCAUUAACUUCGUGAAGGAGCUGGAGCAGCUUCUGCAGUGCAUGAAGGGGCAGCAGAGAACGAAGGAAAAUGGCGGUGGCUUCUCUGACUCGUCAUCACCCUUUGACGAGUUCUUCAUGUUCCCUCAGUAUUCGACACGUGCGACACAGAACGGCAGAGGGUACCCUAGCACGUGCGAAGCACGGAGCCAUUCAUGGGCCGUGGCAGACAUAGAAGUGACCCUUGUGGAUGGCCAUGCCAACAUAAAGAUACUCUCGAAGAAACAACCGGGCUUGCUUCUGAAGAUGGUUGUUGGCCUUCAAACUCUCGCCUUCACCAUUCUCCACCUUAACGUUACCACUGUCGACGAUAUGGUCCUCACCUCGGUUAGUGUUAAGGUAGAGGAAGGGUGUCAGAUGAACACAGUGGAAGAAAUUGCAGGUGCGGUGCAUGAAUUAUCCCGCAGGAUUCAGGAGGAAGGUGUUUUGAGGUGAUGAUUAUUAAACAUGGAAAUGGUAAAAGGGUAGCUAAUGCAGGUUGUUUUAUGAAUAAUAGUGCAAACCUAAACCUUGGUGAAAUGCGUUGGAGUUUGCAGAGUGACCCGUGAAGAAAUAUAGCAGAAGGGAUAGCGUUGUUGUACAUGCAUCAGUGUGAAGGUCAUAAAUAAGCUAGGAGAUGCUAAUUAAAGCAUAGGUUUCUCACUCUUUUCUCGUUUCAUAUUUUUUUCCUCUUUAAUGUCAUUCUCCCACUUUCAAGAACUUGGGCAAAGAAGGGAAAAGGGGGUUGGAAACGACAAGCAAUUUAUGCCGUGGAGGCCCCUCAGAGAAGUGUGUGUGAAUUAUUAGCGUUAUUUUUAGAGCAUGAGCAUCGUUAAUUUGCUUGGAAUGUCUGUGGACCUCUUUGCAAUUAUUUUGCACUGUAGAAGAUUUGGAUAUUAAAUAAUGAAUAAUAUUCCGUGAUGGGAGUUGAAAACA
Messenger RNA from Vigna angularis (adzuki bean), 1776 nucleotides. RefSeq names its product transcription factor bHLH96. The transcript has 3 exons. Lineage: Eukaryota; Viridiplantae; Streptophyta; Magnoliopsida; Fabales; Fabaceae. Gene Ontology annotation, molecular function: DNA-binding transcription factor activity, RNA polymerase II-specific; protein dimerization activity; RNA polymerase II cis-regulatory region sequence-specific DNA binding. Bases 340 to 1296 code for a protein of 318 amino acids. The record is from RefSeq and is a predicted model, not a curated record. Gene Ontology annotation, biological process: regulation of transcription by RNA polymerase II.